This is a messenger RNA of Mycena citricolor, 1116 nucleotides long. NCBI's taxonomy places the organism in Eukaryota, Fungi, Basidiomycota, Agaricomycetes, Agaricales, Mycenaceae. The record is from the annotation of a GenBank genome assembly.
AUGAUGGACUCAGAGUGCCAUCGAGAUCUUUCUACCCUAGCAAUCUUGCUGGAUAACCUUCCGCAUCAACUCCCAGAAGCCUUACCUAGUGCGCCAGCAAACAAGCUGCUCGACUUUGCCUUGGACUUGGAGUGGGUAGAUGAUGUCGGCGAAGAGGCAGCCGCAAACCGGGAGCUGGAGAUUUCGCUGGGACCACGCAAUCAUCAGGGAAUCUUUGCUAUAGAAUCACGAGGACCUGGAAUCCAGUGCCUCUCCUCCGUUCUUGUGUCAUGGAUCCAGAGAUAUCCGAAGAACGUGAUCUUCCGGAAAUGGCUGCAAGACGCGAUUGCCUCAGCACAAGAUGUCUUCAGCAGAUUCGGAGUCGAAAUCCCGGGAGAAGCACCCAAAGUCGUGGGAUCUCCAGCAACGGCUGUUGAUGGGAAGCUAGGGCUCACGAGUGUCAGGCAGACGACUCUGUCCUUUGGAAAGAUAUUGUCUAAUACACAGGGGACAAAGAAAGACAAGAAACGAAAGAUUCUUGAUCAUGAUCAGCUCAAAGCGUCUUCUGCGGCUACCAAGCACCGACCUGACAGCAAGAUUGUGACUAAGCCCGUACUGCUCAAAGUCUCGAAGCCGUUCUGGGUGGAUGAAAGCUCAAAGAAGAAGGGUGUCCGUUGUGCAGCCAGCGCGUCAUGCGGAACGAUUUGGGCUAGUUGGCCUCGAAACAAGCAACGCGUUCUGAAACAUGCAUCAGCGUGUGGCUCGUUAGCAACUUACAACGGCGGAGAGCUGGUGACGAAGGCGUUACACAUCCAUGCGCAGUCCAACCCCAAACUUUUGGAGCAGCUGAGGACAACAAUGGGAAUCGAGCCCAGGAGCACCACAUCAAGCUCACAAACUGAAGCACGCAACAAUCUUGUGGAGCCUCAGGAGCCUCCGCCGCUGAAACGACAACGGACUGUGGUAAUGACAGCUGCACCAGCACAGCCGAGCAGCACACCGUCUGCCAUCAAUAUCGACAGCGAAGUCCUCCCAGAGUCGGAGGAGAAACGGCGGUACCAGACUGAGGGGCGAAAAGAUCUUGCACGUAAAGCAAAUGACGCUGUGACGGUUGUAUCCCUCCUCUUGCUUACCUGA